ACCCAGGUUUUUUGGGAUGGGUGAUUGGAAGUGUUUCGGUGAUGGAUUUUCUUUGUUUCUCAUUUUCUAAUUGGAAGAAAGUCGACGAGGUUUUGGAAGUAAAUGUUUGAAAUGGGUUGGUUUAAAUAGAGUUAGAAUUUAACUCACCUACUUUAAAAUAGGAGGACCUCUCUUUGCCUAAACUGCGGGGUAUUUGGAAUUUAUAUAUCGUCAUUGCAGAGGUUGGAGCUUUCGUUGUCUGAUUCAUAUGCAAUAUAUUUAGAUUUGUUUCCUCAAUUGUCAAGAAAUUUCCCUACCAAAUGCAUUUGUAUUCUCAUCAUGACUAGAGCUGUCCACGAUAGAGUUCUCAAGGAGGCAAAUGGUGAUAUUAGCGAUCAUCUGCGUAACCACAUUCACUUGACAAACUGCAUUCACUUGAAGAAUCACAUGCACAAGCACAGCCCCAUCUUGGCUGACAGGUCUCUUAUGAGGGACCUCAUUGUCCUUCAGAGGUCACGAUCUCUCAGGGACCCUUCUGCAAGUCCUCCCUCAUGGCAGUCUCCCUCAUUAACUGAUCUGCCACCGAGGGUGGGUGAAAAUAAUGCAGUGAUUCGUGAAGGAAGAAGGUCAGUAGGAACUGAGAGUCGAAGGGUAGGUAGAACAAUGUCAGGAAGUUCUCCACUCUCGGGAAGUUUUGCCACAUCAAAUGUCAUUCCGGCUGAUAUGAAUGUGGGCACUUAUAGGGUGACAGCAGUUAGUGAGCACAGUGUUAAGAGUGAAAUCCAAGAUGGUCGACGAAUUCGGAGAGAAGAGUUAAGUCGGAGGAGUGUUGGAAACAGUGUCUUGGAUGGUAAUGAAGAAUCAUCACCUGUUCAAGAUGCACAUCUUCUGCACGAGAUUAUUUCGAGGAAAUCAGAAUCUAAAGAUAGAAGUGAACAGAAAGAUAAGCAGGUCAAGGGCAUUCCAUUUAAGAAACUAUCGGAGCAACUGAUUUCUGCUCCUAUACAUAGCGAGGACAUUGCGUCUUCAAGUGCAAAUGUAUAUGGGAGACGAUCUCAGCAAGAGAAAUUCAUUGAUGAACCUGAACCCAGCUUCCAUGGAAACUGCAGUGGAUUGGAUAGGGUAAAAAGGCGAAAAUUUCGCGCUACAAGGAGAAGUCAUAUGAAUUUAACUUCCAGAGACACUGGGGUUCACAAUGAAUUGUCUGUAGCUUCUAAUACAUUAGCUCAUGGUUCAUCUCAUUCAAAGCAUAAAAUGGAAGAGGAAAAUGAAAAUUAUGCCAACAAAAAUGUCAUGGGUGCUCCUGGAAAUGGGUGUGGAAUGCCUUGGAAUUGGUCAAGAAUUCAUCAUAGGGGGAAAACGUUUUUAGACAUGGCUGGAAGGAGUUUCUCUUGUGGCCUGUCAGAUUCAAUGUUAAGAAAAUGCAGUCCAACUGCACAUGGGAACUGUAUUUCUGACACAUCCAUUGCAUCUGAUAACUCAAGCUCAUCUGCUAAGUUUGAUGCCGAGGCACUACCUUUACUGGUUGAGGCCUCAGGGUCGCAGGAAAGCAUUGAAAAUGCUGGCUGGCAACAAGAUUACUCUGGGGAAUUGGGAAUAUUUGCUGAUAAUUAUGUUGAACAUGAAGAUGAUUCUGACCUUGCUUCAGAAGCAAGGUGUAGUAACCGAAGAAGAACGCAAGGCCACUAUCCUCGUUCUGGACAUCAAAAUCUGACACAAAAAUACAUGCCACGAACAUUCAAAGGUUUGGUGGGACAAAAUUUAGUAGCCCAAGCUCUUUCAAAUGCUGUCUUGAAGAAGAAGGUGGGGUUACUAUAUGUGUUUUAUGGUCCUCAUGGUACAGGAAAAACAUCCUGUGCUCGCAUAUUUGCUAGAGCAUUGAACUGCCAGUCUUUGGAACAUUCCAAACCCUGUGGGUUAUGCAAUUCUUGCAUUGGAGAUGACGUGGGAAAGAGCAGGAAUAUAAGGGAAGUUGUUCCUGCAAGUAAUCUAGACUUCGAGAGCAUUAAUGAACUACUUGACCAUAUGAUAGCUUCUCGGCUCCCAUCACAGUAUACAGUGUUCAUUUUUUAUGAUUGUGACAGCUUUUCCUCUAAUUGCUGGAGUGCCAUCACAAAGGUCAUUGACCGAGCACCUCGACGUCUAGUUUUUGUUUUUGUCUGUUCAAGUCCAGAUGUUUUACCUCAUAUAAUCAUAUCCAGGUGCCAGAAAUUUUUUUUCCCAAAGCUGAAGGAUGCUGAUAUCAUCCGUACUUUGCAGUGGAUUGCUACCCAAGAAAAUUUAGAAAUUGAUAAAGAUGCACUAAAACUUAUCGCAUCAAGAUCUGAUGGAUCAUUGAGGGAUGCCGAAAUGACUCUUGAGCAGCUCAGUUUACUUGGCCAGAGAAUUUCUGUUCCUCUAAUUCAGGAACUAGUUGGGCUCAUCUCUGACGAAAAAUUGGUGGAUCUUCUUGAUCUAGCUCUAUCUGCUGAUACUGUAAACACUGUGAAAAACUUGAGGCUGAUAAUUGAAAGUGGUGUGGAGCCAAUGGCAUUGAUGUCACAAAUUGCAACUGUAAUUACUGAUAUUCUUGCUGGUAGUUAUGAUUUCAAAAAAGAAAGACCUCGAAGGAAGUUUUUCCGACGUCAACCAUUAUCCAAAGAAGAUAUGGACAAGCUACGUCAAGCUCUGAGAACAUUGUCUGAAGCUGAGAAGCAAUUAAGAACGUCGAAUGAUAAAGUAACCUGGCUUACAGCUGCAUUACUUCAACUUGCUCCUGAUCAGCAGUAUAUGUUAUCCAGUUCUGCGGAGACUAGCUUUAACCACAGUCCCUUGGCCCUGAAUAAUGUGAAUGGUAGGGGUUUAGGGUUUAGGAACGCUGAAAUACCUCAGAAAGGAUUGUCAACAGAUUUAUAUGACAAUAGAAUGGCCGAAGGCAUCAGUUUAGACAAAAAAAGACAUUCUGGAGUUGGUGUGGCUCCUCAGCAGACAAUUGCAAGCGCUGAUGAUUUAAUCAAGUCUAGUGGAAAGCAGGUUUCUGGUAAAGAUAUUGAAGAAAUUUGGUUGGAGGUGCUAGGAAAAAUUCGGAGAAAUAGUAUUAAAGAAUUUUUUAUUCAAGAAGGGAAGCUUGCAUCAGUCAGUUCUGGUGCAGCACCAACUGUGCGCUUGAUAUUCAAUUCACAUCAUGCAAAAUCAAAAGCAGAGAAAUUGAGAGAGCAAAUCGUACAAGCAUUUGAGUCUGCUCUUGGGUCAUCAGUGAUAAUUGAAUUUAGAUGUGAAUUGAAAAAUCAUUCAUCAGUUACUCUACCUGCCUCCAAGAAUGGUUUGUUACAUAUUAGGGACAUGAGCAGUUGUGAGCCUCAAGCUCAGUUAUCACACUACGGUUCCGGUGAAGUUGGAAGAGGUGAAAUUGUUGAAAUAGAUGCUUUACCAAGGGUAGCCUAUAAUCAAAUAGAAUCGAAUCAUAGGAAUUUGGAAGGUUCACAGGGAGAAGUGUCAGUCUCACGCAGGAACUCUACCAUGUCAUCAAUUUCAGAAACAAGAGAAGGUGGAGCUCAAAGCCAGAGUCAAAGUAUUGUGAGAAGCAAAGUAUCUCUGGCACAUGUUAUUCAGCAGGCAGAAGGAUGUUCACAGAGAAAUGGACGGUCCAAACACAAGACUGUAUCUAUAGCUGAAGAACUUGAGCAGGAAAACUUGAGACUUGAACCUCAAUCAAGAAGCUUAUUAUGCUGGAAAGCAUCUAGAGUUACUCAAAGAAAGCUUUCACGGUUAAAAAUCAGAACUCGAAGGCCACAGUCAUUGCUGAAAUUCGUCUCGUGUGGGAAUUGUCUCUCUGCUUAGUUGGGCAAGGUUUCAUUUUCACUCCCAUCUUCCUCAGGAUGUGUGGCAGCUUAUGACAUAAUGAAUAUUGAGCAUAUGUAUAUACUUUUCCUCCAGGAAUCCAUGAAUAUGAUGAUGCAGUUAAACGUGGGGAAAUUAGUCUUUCUUCUUCCAGAGCAUUUGCACAGAAUACACAAGUAGUUCUAACUUGCUCUUCCUUUUCAGGAUGCCAAGCAAUUCUAUACCCUCAAACAAUCACAGUGCAUGAGAACUGUUUUUGGUAUAUAAACUAAGCUUCUCUGCUGCUACAUACACUCACUAACCGUUAAAGUUCUUCGUUGAAGGCUUGAAACAUUAUUGGCUCCAGGCUGCCGUCAAGUGGGGUGAAAUUGAGUGUACAAGAACUGUUUUUCAAAAUUUUAUGUAUAAGAAUAGUAAUACAACAUUUGUCUACAAGUUAUGCAACAAGUGUAUUAGAAAGUGUUAUCCAAUGGGCUUGAAAAGUCUAAACGAAUUUGAAAUCUAAGAAAACCAUUGGUUCUAAAAGAAUCACUUAGGAACCAUACAAGAGGAAGAGUGGACACCACAUCUUUCAACCGCCAACAUCCAACAUUGACUGAUACGAAAUUGUCUAUUAACAGUUCGAUUGAAGUCUAUCAGGGACGAUCAUUCACUAAAUCCACUUUCUGGAUAGCUAUUUCUUGCCAUAAUCUGCAAGAUCACAGCACUUGGUUGAGUGAAGCUGAAAAGCAAUGGUCAAAUUGUCACAUCGUCUAUGUAUGACUCUGAGGCUACGUAGGUCGUUGGACUAUUUCAACAACUGCAUGCCCAUUAUAUUGUCGACUCAACAAAACUAGUACCCUCCACCAACUGAUAAAGAUUCCUUCAUGCGGAAGUCCCCACAAGGGUUUGUCUUCAUCAUCUUCAUACUGAAUAUGAUCAUAUAUUUGGUUUCCUGUCUCGCUUAUUCUUUUUUAUGAACUGUGAUUUUACAUGUACUUUUAAACUAACCUUUACCAACUACUAAUUAUAGGUCUAGAAAACAUUCUUUCCUGUAGAUCAAAACCAAAUCAACUUUAAUGCUUGAUAGGAGUAACCUCAGAGUGCAAUGGAGCAAUCUACUUGGCGAAAGCCACUCUUCAUUUUAAGCCCAGAAAAGGUUCAUAAUCUCCAUGGGAAAAUUUACAGCCCUCCGGCUCAAGCCAGUUAACUUACUGGAUUACUUGUAUUCAGCUUUAGACCAAAGGCAAAAGUCGGAACAUCUAUAAGUGAUGGAAAAAAACAAUAAAGCAGAAAGACAGGAAACCCAAUAAAAUUCCAUCACCAAAGUUUGACAAGGAUUUCCCAGAAACAGUUCAAUCCAAAACUAGAACUAAGGGCUCUCCUAGUUGAUAUGUGGCGUUAAAUGUAGAAAAGAAACCCCUUUUUUCCCCAUGUCUGCCUUCUCAACAGGUGUUUGUGAUAAUGACACACAGCCAACUGCCAAUUCUUAUACCUUCUGUGAGUUGGAGCCUAUAUGCACUAGGCGAGAUGAAGAUUAAGGAAAUAGGUUCCUUUUCUUUUUCUGUUGUCCUGUUUUUUUUUUUUUUUUUUUUUUUAAAGUUUCCUUUUAAUUCUUUGUUAUAUUGAAAACUGUCCACAAAAGUGAUAAAAAGUGGGCAAGUGGUCACAGGAUUUAUGGCGGGCCUUUCUUUUGAAAAAACAGCAAAAA
Molecule: messenger RNA, 5488 nt
Organism: Cucurbita moschata (crookneck pumpkin)
Lineage: Eukaryota; Viridiplantae; Streptophyta; Magnoliopsida; Cucurbitales; Cucurbitaceae
Product: protein STICHEL-like 3
Exons: 8
Coding region: 319-3798 (1159 amino acids)
Biological process (GO): DNA repair; DNA-templated DNA replication
Cellular component (GO): DNA replication factor C complex; DNA polymerase III complex; nucleus
Molecular function (GO): DNA-directed DNA polymerase activity; ATP binding; DNA clamp loader activity
Source: RefSeq, a predicted model, not a curated record